AGAGAAAACGGGAAAAUUAUUCCAGGAUAUGGAAUACGUAUUAGAUGAGAAAGAGAACAAGAAGGUAGGAAUGAGAAGGAAAUUUCCCACGGUCCAAGAUGGUGAGUUUUCAGAUGGAAGUUCCUGGCACAAUGAAUGAAAAACCCACAAGGAGUGGGGCACCUGGGCAGCUCCAUUGGCUAAGCGUCGGACUCCUGAUUUCAGCUCAGGUCAUGAUCUCGGGCUCAUGGGAUUGAGCCCCGAGCAGGGCUCUGCGCUCAGCAAGGAGUCUACUUGAGGAUUUUCUCCCUCUGCCUCUCCCCGCGCCGACCCCGGCCGCCAACUCCGCCACCAUGGAGGACAUGAACGAGUACAGCAACAUAGAGGAGUUCGCAGAGGGAUCCAAGAUCAACGUGAGCAAGCAUCAGCAGGAUGACGGUAAAAUGUUUAUUGGAGGCUUGAGCUGGGAUACAAGCAAGAAAGAUCUGACUGAAUAUUUGUCUCGAUUUGGGGAAGUUGUAGACUGUACAAUUAAAACAGUUCCAGUGACUGGAAGACCAAGAGGAUUUGGAUUUGUGCUUUUCAAAGAUGCUGCUAGUGUUGAUAAGGUUUUGGAACUGAAAGAACACAAACUGGAUGGCAAGUUGAUAAACCCCGAAAGGGCCAAAGCUUUAAAAGGGAAAGAACCCCCCAAAAAGGUUUUUGUGGGUGGAUUGAGCCCAGAUACUUCUGAAGAACAAAUUAAAGAAUAUUUUGGAGCCUUUGGAGAGAUUGAAUAUAUUGAACUUCCCAUGGAUACAAAAAGAAACGAAAGAAGAGGAUUUUGUUUUAUUACCUAUACAGACGAAGAGCCAGUAAAGAAAUUGUUAGAAAGCAGGUAUCAUCAAAUUGGUUCUCGGAAGUGUGAAAUCAAAGUUGCACAACCCAAAGAGGUAUAUAGGCAGCAACAGCAACAACAAAAAGGAGGAAGAGGUGCUGCAGCUGGUGGACGAGGUGGUACUAGGGGUCGUGGACGAGGUCAGGGUCAAAACUGGAACCAGGGAUUUAAUAACUAUUAUGAUCAAGGAUAUGGAAAUUACAAUAGUGCCUAUGGUGGUGAUCAAAACUAUAGUGGCUAUGGCGGCUAUGAUCAUACUGGGUAUAACUAUGGACAGGGAUAUGUAGACUACAGUGGCCAACAGAGCCCUUACGGCAAAGCGUCUAGAGGGGGUGGCAAUUACCAAAACAAUUACCAGCCAUACUAAAGGAGGACAUUGGAGAAAACAGGAGGAGAUUGCUUAAAGUUAACCCAUCUUGCAGGACAACAUUGAAGAUUGGUCUUCUGUUGAUCUAAGAUGAUUAUUUUGUAAAAGACUUUCUAGUGUGCAAGACACAACCACGUCCAACUGUAUAUAGCCACCAAUUAGUUUCCUUUGUUUUUACUUCGUCUUUUGCUAUCUGUGUUACGACUCAGUGUGGAUUUGUGUUUAUACAAAUUUUAUUUGUAUGA
Nyctereutes procyonoides (raccoon dog) is the source of this 1468-nucleotide messenger RNA. Its product is annotated as heterogeneous nuclear ribonucleoprotein D-like. Gene Ontology annotation, cellular component: nucleoplasm. Lineage: Eukaryota; Metazoa; Chordata; Mammalia; Carnivora; Canidae. Bases 333 to 1223 code for a protein of 296 amino acids. Gene Ontology annotation, molecular function: poly(A) binding; poly(G) binding. Gene Ontology annotation, biological process: regulation of gene expression. The record is from RefSeq and is a predicted model, not a curated record. The transcript has a single exon.